AUUGAUUCAUGCCGUGCCAAAAUUAAUUUUUGCGUGUCAAUAUAAAUAAAAAAAACGACUGCUUUUCUCUGUUGAGCCGCCUAAAUCCUAAUAAUACUAAAAUAAAGGCAACCAAAUCCAUUUUCCCCCAACCAAAAUCAACAGCGUUGUCCCUUAUUCAAGCUCCCGCAGCGAAAUCCAACCGCAAGAAGGGUGUUAGAGCAUCUGGGAAUCGUGGUAUUGAUAUUUUCUUGGAACUUCAGGCAGUUGGCCUUCGCGGAGUAGGCAAUUGUCCGUAUUCAUAUUUGAACAUUGUGAUUUAGAACAUGUUGGGUAAAAAAGAAGAGAAAUCUCAGGCUGCUGCUGAAAGGAUCAAGGCUGCAGCCUUGAGUGCUGCAAAAGGUCUUAGUCGAGCUCAGGCUGAAAGGGCAGCUGCUUCUGCUGCACGCAACGUUAAUGCUUAUGGGCAGAAGGAAGAAGGUCCCAGCAGAUGGCAGGAGAAAAGGGAAGCCAAGAGACAGAUGUAUUUGAUGAGUACUGAAAAGGCAGUAAGAUUGGGUGAACGAAAAGACCUUAAGUCGAAUCUAACUACCAUUAGUGGUGCAGCUUCACAAUGCCAGAAGUGUUUCCAGCCCGGGCAUUGGACAUACGAAUGCAAGAAUGAACGUGUUUACAUCUCGCGACCGUCUAGGACCCAACAACUCAAGAAUCCUAAACUGAAGAUGAAGGUCUCAGUAUCCUACGAUUUGGAUAUUCCAGGUAUUAAGGAAGAGAAGGGUGAAAAGCAGUCAAAUAAAAGCAAGAGGAAGCAUCAAGCAGCUUCUGAUUCUGGCAGUGAUAGUGAGGCUUCAGUUUUUGACACUGAUAGUGGGGCAUCAUCAAUUACAGGAUCUGAUUAUUCUUCAGAGGAGAGUAGUUCUGAUUACAGUUCAUCUUCUGAUUCAGAGGAGGAAAGGAGGCACAGAAGGAAGAAAAAGAAGCAAAAGAUGGGAAGGCGGCGGAGAAGGAACAGCUCAUCAUCUGAAUCUUCUGAGACAGAGUCAGCUUCCGAAUCUGAUUCUGAUGAUAGGAGGAGCCGGAGGAAGAGCAGGAGACACAGCAGAAAGCGUUAAUUGAUGUGAUGGAGCAUAAAGGAGAGCGCUUGUGUAUGGUUCUUCAAGAUAUGUUACGUUCAAAUUAGUUCAGUUGUGAUUUUGGGGCUUCCUAGAUGAAGGAUUAUCCAUGGUCUGAAGCAAAAUAAUCUUUGUAGGUGUUUCUUGUGAUGUCGUACUUUGUGACCCUUGCUUUAUUUGAACUUGCACUGUACUUGGGGUACUGUUUUUAUAGAUCAAGUUCUUAUUUGGUAAA
Molecule: messenger RNA, 1326 nt
Organism: Prunus avium (sweet cherry)
Lineage: Eukaryota; Viridiplantae; Streptophyta; Magnoliopsida; Rosales; Rosaceae
Source: RefSeq, a predicted model, not a curated record